Messenger RNA from Adineta ricciae, 1854 nucleotides. The record is from the annotation of a GenBank genome assembly. NCBI's taxonomy places the organism in Eukaryota, Metazoa, Rotifera, Eurotatoria, Adinetida, Adinetidae.
AUGUUCUCUGCAUCGAGUGCUCCUGGGAUAACGCAUCAAAGUGUUCCCUCAGUGCAAAUCAGUCUAACAGCGCAAAGCAAUAUUACAUCGGGUCGAAAUAUCUUCAACAGUAAUGCUGGACACGUAUCAGUUGGUCUUGUAAAAAAGAGAGAUUCUUCAAAAAUAUCGGAUCGAAAAAAUAUCAACCAAAGGCGCGUAGUGAUGGACCAAACAAAUUCGUCAACUCAAAAAACUAUCAACAGUAAUUCUGGACACGUAUCGAUCGGUCGUAUAAAAAGAGAAAAUCCUUCAUCAGCUCUUAACAGUGAUAAUAUUAAUUCUGGGCGCUUGUUUAUGAAUCAAACAAAUUCACCAGAUGCUCCGCCGUCUCAAAGACCCUCUAAUAUUAAUUCUGAAAAUACAUCAAUUUUUCGUAAGAUCGAACAAAAGCUUGAUUUGGCACGCACUGGCAAUGAUAUGCGUUCUAUGCCUACAUAUUCGACCAGUCCGUUAAGUUCACAAGAUAUUUCAUUGAUUCAUAUCACUGAUUAUCGAGAUUCGACAUCAUCAUUUGGUAUCACUAAUCAAAAAAGUAUUUCAUCAAAUAAAGAGUUCAAAGAUACCAAUGUUAUACGUGGCUUAACUCGUCGCAUAAACAACGAAGCAGAUUUAUCGCUUCAUAAAUCCGGCCGUGCUGGACCUUCCUAUACACGGAGAAGACGUCUUACCGGGUGUGGAUACUUUCGGCCAUGCCUUUGUUGCUGUUGUUGUGCGCUACUUCUUGGUGCUUUAUUAGCUACAAUUCUCGGUCUUCUACUUGGAUUCAAAUCACCACCGGGAACUAGCACAUCAACUCUAUCGACGACAACAGUUACAGAAACAACUGAUACGACAAGCAUAACAACAACAACAAUAACAAACAUGACUACAGAUGUCACACAAACCACCAAUACUGACACAGUGCCCAUUGUCGGUAAUACAACAAAUAUCGAUACUGACGCAUCGACUGGUGGUACUGAUACCAUAACUAGUAACACUAACAAAACAACAAGUAGUACAAACGUAACGACGACAACAGAGACUACAACAACUGCAACAACAACUACAAGUGAAACAACAACAUCAGCAACCACGACAACUGCAACAACAACAAGCACUGUUACUACUACAGCAACGACCACAUCAAUAACUACAAAAACAACUUCAACUACAUCAACAACAACCACUGCAACGAAAUCAACGACCACAACCGCUACAACAACGACAUCAAAAACAACAUCCACCACAUCCCAAACAACAACUACUACAACUACAACAUCAACCACAUCCAAAACAACAACAACAACUACAUCUACAACAUCAGCGACCACAACAACAACAACAACUACUACAACGACAAUGACGGUCUGUUCGGGUGCAGGCCUGGGUGCGCUUCUAUCUCGAGACACACCAGUUUCGUGGACUCAAUUUUCUUUUACUUAUGUCGCGGCACAAACGGCACCUAUCAUUCAAUUUGCGUUCAAUAAUGGUGGAACAAAUACUUAUUUAGAUGGAAUCUCUAUUGUUGACACGGCCACACCUGGUACUCAACUACUGACAAAUCCUAGUUUUGAAAGUUCAACGUCAGUACCACCAACUGGUUGGGUUGCAUGGUGUACAUACACGUGUGACACCGGCACUAGUGGUCAAAUAGUCACUAAUAGUUCUGCCUGUCAAUCGAAUUCUGGUAGUCAUUGUUUCUGGAACCAUUGUACACAUGGCUACGAAUUUAUUGGACAGAAAUUCACUGCCGUAGUCGGUCAUACUUACAACAUAUCAUUCUGGCUAGAAAUUACUGCUGGAAGUACUUCUCAAUUCUAUGCUGACAUUACUUAA